GAGGGAGGCCGCCCCCCCGUUCCCCCCGGUCCCCUUCCCCCUUGGCCGCCCCCAGGAAGGCGGCAUGCCCGGGUCCCCGCGUCGGCAGCCGGCGGUGCCCCCGCCGCCGGUGCCAACGGUGCUGCUGCCGCCGGUGCUGCCGGUGCUGCUGCUGCUGCUGCUGCUGCUGCUGCUGCCCCCGCUGGUGCCCCUCGCCUCCGGCUCCGCGUGGGCCGUGUCCCAGGCCGGCGGCGGCCCCGCCUGCGGGCCCUGCCAACCGGCCGCCUGCCCCCCGCUGCCCCCGCGCGGGUGCCCCCUGGGCGAGACGCGGGACGCCUGCGGAUGCUGCCCCGUCUGCACCCGCGGCGAGGGCGAGCCCUGCGGGGGCGGCAGGGGACACUGCGCCCCGGGCAUGGAGUGCCUCAAGAGCCGCAACAGGCGGAAGGGUAAAGCCGGGGCAGCAGCGGCGGCGGGGGCAUCAGGGCCCGGGGCCAGCGGCGUCGGCGUCUGCGUCUGCAAGGCCCCCUACCCCGUGUGCGGCAGCGACGGGCUCACCUACCCCAGCGGCUGCCAGCUGCGGGCCGCCAGCCUAAAGGCCCAAACCCGCGGGGAGAAGCCCAUCAGCCAGCUCAGCAAGGGCACCUGCGAGCAAGGAGCCUCCAUUGUUACCCCGCCUAAGGACAUCUGGAAUGUCACCGGGGCCCAGGUCUACCUGAGCUGUGAGGUCAUCGGAAUCCCAACGCCGGUGCUCAUCUGGAACAAGGUGAAGAGAGGCCACUUUGGGGUCCAGAGGACGGAGCUCCUGCCCGGGGAUCGGGACAACCUGGCCAUCCAGACGCGGGGUGGUCCAGAGAAGCAUGAAGUCACGGGCUGGGUGCUGAUUUCACCGCUGAGCAAGGAGGAUGAGGGCGAGUACGAGUGCCACGCAUCCAACUCACAAGGCCAGGCAGCUGCGGCCGCCAAAAUCACCGUGGUCAAUAGCUUGCACGAACUGCCAGUGAAGAAAGAGGAAGGUGCUGAGCUGUGAAGACCCGCGGUAAUCCAUAUCCACCUUUACGCCUACUAUAGCCCCGGAAACGGCAAUGGCUGCUCUUGCCCAGUAACCUGUUUCUUCUUACCUUAAUUUACUAAUCCUUAUAGCUGCCUUUAUUCACUGGUUUGCCCACAUCAUUGCAGCAACGUUUGCAGCCUCACCACGUCUAACUACAAAAUGUUUAUUGUCUAUUUACAAAUAAAGCCAACCGGCCAAAUGAA
Messenger RNA from Tachyglossus aculeatus (Australian echidna), 1233 nucleotides. RefSeq names its product insulin like growth factor binding protein 7 (gene IGFBP7). The record is from RefSeq and is a predicted model, not a curated record. The transcript is spliced from 5 exons. Gene Ontology annotation, molecular function: insulin-like growth factor binding. Gene Ontology annotation, cellular component: extracellular region. Gene Ontology annotation, biological process: regulation of cell growth; regulation of signal transduction. Lineage: Eukaryota; Metazoa; Chordata; Mammalia; Monotremata; Tachyglossidae. Bases 65 to 1006 code for a protein of 313 amino acids.